This is a messenger RNA of Salvelinus fontinalis (brook trout), 2295 nucleotides long. RefSeq lists its product as uncharacterized. Gene Ontology annotation, biological process: magnesium ion transport. Lineage: Eukaryota; Metazoa; Chordata; Actinopteri; Salmoniformes; Salmonidae. Gene Ontology annotation, cellular component: membrane. Gene Ontology annotation, molecular function: magnesium ion transmembrane transporter activity. The record is from RefSeq and is a predicted model, not a curated record. The transcript is spliced from 6 exons. The coding region runs from base 216 to 1328 and encodes 370 amino acids.
GUGCAAACAAGAAAAUAGAAUAGCAAGUCAGCUAUACAGCCCAAUCUGUGUUGUAGAAACGUUUCUCUUCUGCCUGGCUUGCUUACUUAAAAAGUUAGCUGGCUAACGUUAGGUAGCUGGCUAGCUAGGCUAAUAGCCCCGCUACAUUGCUUUGCCAGUCAAGUUAUUGUUACCAGCUACAUCUUAUGACCUCUGUUCAUAAUGAGUAAUUACAGAUGGAUAUCGGAACAAACCGCACUGACUUCUACAUUGGCCUCUCUCUUGCCAUGAGCUCGAGCAUCUUCAUUGGAGGAAGCUUCAUCCUUAAGAAGAAAGGUCUUUUGCGAUUGUCCAGCAAGGGGUUUAUGCGAGCAGGUCAGGGGGGAUAUGCUUACCUCAAGGAAUGGCUAUGGUGGGCAGGACUAAUAUCAAUGGGAGCUGGGGAAGCAGCUAACUUUGCCGCUUACGCUUUUGCCCCUGCCACAUUGGUAACACCACUGGGAGCAAUGAGUGUUCUUGUGAGUGCUGUGCUGUCCUCAUACUUCCUGAAUGAGCGGUUGAAUGUUCACGGGAAGAUGGGCUGCUUGCUGUGCAUCCUGGGUUCCACUGUCAUGGUCAUCCAUGCCCCUCAGGAGGAGGAGGUGGCCUCCCUUACUGCCAUGGCUGAGAAGCUCCAAGACCCAGGAUUCAUAGUGUUCGCCGUGUCUGUCGUGGCGAGCAGCUUGAUCCUCAUCUUCCUGGUCGCCCCGCGCUACGGCCAGAAAAACGUGCUGGUUUACAUCCUGAUCUGCUCCGUGAUUGGCUCCCUGUCAGUGUCCUGCGUCAAGGGCCUGGGCAUCGGCAUUAAGGAGCUGUUCGCUGGCACUGCUGUCCUAAAGGAACCCCUGUUCUGGUGUCUACUCAUCUGCCUGGUGAUCUGCGUCAGCAUCCAGAUCAGCUAUCUCAAUAAAGCCUUGGACAUUUACAACACGUCCAUUGUCACGCCCAUCUAUUACGUGUUCUUCACCACCUCUGUAAUGGCAUGUUCAGCUAUCCUCUUCAAGGAGUGGCUGAGCAUGAGCACGGACGGAGCUGUGGGGACAGUCAGUGGGUUCCUCACAAUUAUCUUGGGUAUCUUCCUCCUUCAUGCGUUUAAAGAUCUCACAUUCAGUUGGGACUCGCUGCCACUGUACCUGAGGAAGGGACCCCAUGGAUCCCCUUGGGGCCAGCAGGCCUACGUGGCCCUGCCCAGCCAGGAGAGCCAGGCAGAGGGGCCAGUGGAGGGGAAGCUGGCCAGAGAGGGGAACUCAAAGGGCAGCUACUCACCAGAGGGCUCAAUGAGGAGGAACAAUAGCUUUGUCACCACUUAGCACUUGGGAUCAAUUUAGUUUUUAAUUCAGCAUGAUUGAAGCUCAAUUCAUGACUCUGAAAACAAUGGGCAAUUUUGAAUUCCUUAAUUGAAAUUUCAGCUAAUUUCCUGAAUCAAAAACUGAAUUGACUCCAACCCUAUUUAGCACGAAGGCCAAAUGUUUAGAGAUCAAUUUCCCAAUGCCAGUUUUACAUUUCUGUUUAUUUGAUAUUUAACCACCUGCGUAGACAAGUGGAAAACAUGUUUACUAAAUAUUGUCUUACAAUGCAAUAGCCACUGUAAGGAUAGUUUGCCUAUUAUCAUGCACUGCAAUCCAGUGAGCACAUUGCAUUUCUAUACUGGCAAAUGUACAGUAUGUCUAGAGAUUAGCAAAGUCCAACAGAAUUUUAUUUUACUUCAUGGUACACCUAAACCAUUCAACUGGUUGAAAGUAUUAGUCCUACAGGUUUCCCCUUAAUCCGAAAGGUUUCUACUGUAUAAAAAAAGCUGGUGUACAUACACUUAAUAUCUAAUCAUGGACAGUGAUAAUUGAAUGUAUUGAUUUUAGUUCAGAUCCACUAGUUUUGAUAUGAACCGACUAGUGCCUUCUGUUUUUUACUGACUGAACUGUAACUUAUUGAUGUCUUAUUCCUUUGUUUUAAUGUUACUUUCAAAAUGCAAGACCUACUGUGAGUCAAGGUAAUGCAGCUUUUACCUUUUGUGUACUUGCUUCAAUCAUCUCUUUCAAAGUUAGUGAUUGUUCAAUAUUCACAAUCUGAGUGUGAAGUUACUGUAAUGUAAUACCUCAAUUGAAUUUAUUGAUCAUGUAUAUGAACAUCAGUAUUAACUGAGGCACUUUCCUUGAAAUAGCCUCUUUUGAAACACAUUCCUACUACUGCACGUGCCAAACUUAAUGUAUUUCUUAAUAAUUGAUUCAUAACAUACUGCUCAUUCUUUUAGUAUGUGAAUAAACAAUUACCUUUUAUACA